This is a messenger RNA of Pseudopodoces humilis (Tibetan ground-tit), 2312 nucleotides long. Lineage: Eukaryota; Metazoa; Chordata; Aves; Passeriformes; Paridae. The record is from RefSeq and is a predicted model, not a curated record.
CGCAUGGAGCAGCCGGCGGCGGGCUGAGCCCCGGCCCGGAGGGAGAUGCUGCGCUCAAAAACUCCGUUCUUAAGAAGCUGUGUCCGUGCAAAUGCCUCCUAAUCCGGGUCUCAUGGUACCGAGUGACCCGUCCCCCCUGUGAGAGUCGCUCCCCAGCCUCCUGAGAAGAUGUCAGGGAUGCAGGCCGUGUGGCCGUCCGGUACAGAAUGUAUCGCCAAGUACAACUUCCACGGUACCGCCGAGCAGGACCUGCCCUUCAGCAAAGGAGACGUCCUCACCAUCGUCGCUGUCACCAAGGAUCCCAACUGGUACAAGGCGAAGAACAAGGUGGGCCGCGAGGGCAUCAUUCCCGCUAACUACGUCCAGAAGCGGGAAGGGGUCAAAGCUGGCAUCAAGCUCAGCCUCAUGCCGUGGUUCCACGGGAAGAUCACACGGGAGCAGGCGGAGAGGCUGCUGUACCCCCCUGAGACGGGGCUGUUCCUGGUGCGGGAGAGCACCAACUACCCCGGGGACUACACACUGUGCGUCAGCUGUGAGGGCAAGGUGGAGCACUACCGCAUCAUCUACUCCUCCAGCAAGCUCAGCAUCGACGAGGAGGUCUACUUCGAGAACCUCAUGCAGCUGGUGGAGCACUACACCACGGACGCGGACGGGCUCUGCACCCGCCUCAUCAAGCCCAAGCUGAUGGAGGGCACGGUGGCAGCGCAGGACGAGUUCUCCCGCAGCGGCUGGGCCCUCAACAUGAAGGACCUCAAGUUGCUACAGAUCAUUGGCAAAGGGGAAUUCGGAGACGUGAUGCUGGGGGAUUACCGGGGGAACAAAGUCGCCGUGAAGUGCAUUAAAAACGACGCCACAGCGCAGGCCUUCCUGGCAGAGGCGUCCGUCAUGACGCAGCUCCGACACAGCAACCUGGUGCAGCUCCUGGGGGUGAUUGUGGAGGAGAAGAGUGGUCUGUACAUCGUCACCGAGUACAUGGCCAAGGGCAGCCUAGUAGAUUACCUGCGGUCACGCGGGCGGUCGGUGCUCGGGGCAGACUGUCUGCUCAAGUUCUCCCUAGAUGUCUGUGAAGCCAUGGAGUACCUGGAAGCCAACAACUUCGUGCACCGGGACCUGGCAGCGAGGAACGUGCUGGUCUCGGAGGACAACAUCGCCAAGGUCAGCGAUUUCGGGCUCACCAAGGAAGCCUCUUCCACACAGGACACGGGCAAGCUGCCCGUCAAGUGGACAGCACCAGAAGCACUUAGAGAAAAGAAAUUCUCCACCAAGUCGGACGUGUGGAGCUUCGGGAUCCUCCUCUGGGAAAUCUACUCCUUCGGGCGAGUGCCUUAUCCGAGAAUUCCCCUGAAGGACGUGGUGCCCCGUGUGGAGAAGGGCUAUAAGAUGGAUGCUCCAGACGGUUGUCCGGCCGUCGUCUACGAGGUGAUGAAGAAGUGCUGGACCCUGGACCCCGGCCACCGGCCGUCCUUCCACCAGCUCCGCGAACAGCUAGUGCAUAUCAAAGAGAAGGAGCUCUACCUGUGAGGGGGGGGCUCUGCCACCCCACAGCCGCAGGGGACCCACGCUGGGGGGGACCAGGGUGUGGGCAGCCCCCCUGCCCCACCACGGCACCAGGAGGGAGCCCCGGGGGUCUGGGUGUCCCCCUCCCCUGCCCCAAUUCCCCCGGUUGCUUCCAAACUUCCAAAUCUGUCAGUUUUUAUUUUUAUUUUCUAGGUUUGGGUUUGUUAUUUUUCGUUUUGGUGUCCCACGCUUUUUUUUUUUUUUAUUAUUAUUAUUUUUGUGGGUGGUUUUUUUUUGUCGUUUUCUCAGUUUUGGGGGGCAUUUAUUGUUUUGGGUUGGUUUUUUGUUUUUGUUUUUUUUUUUUGUCGUUGUUUUUUUAUUAUUUCAAGCAGGGCCCAGCUGAGCGCCGGGCAUUUUACUAAAGUACGAAUCUUAUUUUUUAAUGUAAUUAAAAGAAGAAAAAAAAAAAAAAAAAAAAAAAAAAAAAAAAAAGAAAGAGAAAAGAAGGUUGUUAAAAGGAGAAUAAUAAUAAAUAAACCAAUGAAACGGACACAUGAAAAGGAAACCCCCAGCGACAGAAGUGAUGGUUGACGGGGAGACGCUGGACUCGCCGCCCGGUCGGGAGAGCGCGCCGCGUCCCCGCCAGACGCUUUUUAUUUUUUGGGUUGUUUUGCUUUAAACUCGUUGCAAUGUUUGCAUGCUGUCUCCAGAGGCCUUUUUUUCCAGUCCUGUCCAGUGCUUUAUUCUCAUGUAAUGCUACCGACUGUGAGAUUAAAAACUGUAAUAAAAGAAAACCAUUCCAUACGGACGCGGCA